AUGGCUAAUGGAGGCCUCCAGAUGUUGGGCUUUGUCCUGGCUUUCAUCGGCUGGAUUGGCAUCGUGGUCAGCACGGCCAUGCCCCAGUGGAAGAUCUCCUCCUAUGCGGGGGACAAUAUUGUGACUGCCCAAGCCAUCUAUGAAGGCCUCUGGAUGUCCUGCGUCAUGCAGAGCACGGGGCAGAUGCAAUGCAAGGUGUAUGACUCCCUUCUCAAGUUGCAAGGCAGCCUGCAAGCAACCCGGGCCUUGAUGGUGUCCAGCAUCCUUUUGGGUCUCAUUGGAUCUUUCGUCGCCAUGAUUGGCAUGAAGUGCAUGAAGUGCUUGGAAGACGAUGAGGUCAAGAAGUCAAGGAUGGCCAUUCUUGGAGGUGUCAUCUUCCUCAUUUCAGGUGAAGAAUGCCUUCCUUCUUUAAAUCCAUGGCUGGGGACCGGGGAUCGCCUCGGCCCUCGUGCUAGUUUGUGGUCUUGCAAAGAGACGUCGGUAUGGAAGCCACCAGAGAUGGGCCAGUAGGUUGGAUUCCUGGGAAAGGGGGGGUGAUACAA
Molecule: messenger RNA, 542 nt
Organism: Pseudonaja textilis
Lineage: Eukaryota; Metazoa; Chordata; Lepidosauria; Squamata; Elapidae
Source: RefSeq, a predicted model, not a curated record